UCCAGCGCUUGAAAUAGCUUCCAGGAAUUUGAGCAGCUUCCAAACACAGUUGCUAAUAUUUAGACAGCUUUUUGAUCACAUUAGCAGCACAUACACAUACUUGCUGGCAUGCCCCAGAACCAAGGAAUGUGUGCUCGUCGAUCCAGUCUUGGCGCAGGCAAAGCGCGACUUCCAAAUCACUCAGGAUCUAGGAUUAAGCAUAAAGUACUCAGUAAACACUCAUAUGCAUGCUGACCAUAUCACUGGAACUGGAUACUUGCGGGUUCUAUCUGGAUGCAAAACUGUAAUAUCCAAAGCCAGUGGGGCUGAUGCGGAUAUUCAUGUUCAGGAGGACGACGAAAUCGCGUUUGGCACUCAAAAGUUGAAGGUUUUGAGCACACCUGGACAUACCAAUGGUUGUGUAACCUACUACAGCCCAGAGCAGGGUGUUGCUUUUACCGGAGACGCUCUUCUAAUCCGAGGCUGCGGACGGACAGACUUUCAAGAAGGAAACCCGCGAACGCUUUACAGAAGCGUCCAUGAGAAGAUUUUCCGCCUGCCAACUGCAACGCUUCUUUUUCCAGCCCACGACUACAAAGGAUUAACGUGUACCACUGUGGAUGAGGAAUCCAGGCUCAAUCCUCGAUUGAGCAAGACGGAGGAUCAGUUUGUGAAAAUCAUGAAUAACUUGAAUUUGGAUUAUCCUAAGCAGAUCGAUCGAGCUCUACCUGCCAACAAAGUAUGCGGAGUCUACGAUAUCCCCCAGAACCCCUAGUGUUUUUAAGAAUAACUCUGUUAUAUUUAUGUACUUCUAAGAACGUUACUAAAUCUUUUCUUCUACUCAA
Molecule: messenger RNA, 824 nt
Organism: Dendroctonus ponderosae (mountain pine beetle)
Lineage: Eukaryota; Metazoa; Arthropoda; Insecta; Coleoptera; Curculionidae
Product: persulfide dioxygenase ETHE1, mitochondrial
Biological process (GO): hydrogen sulfide metabolic process; glutathione metabolic process
Molecular function (GO): sulfur dioxygenase activity
Source: RefSeq, a predicted model, not a curated record